AUGCAGGGCGCAGCCGGGGCAGGCAGGGAGAUCUUGGGCGCGGAGAGGGAGCGGGGAGAGGGGGAGGGCGGGCGGGAGGGGGGACCGCGGAGCGGCGGGCAGCGCAGAGGUGAGGAGAAGCUAGCGCCCCGGCCCCCUCACACCUUGAGCCCCUCCCGGCCGGCGCCGGGCUCCAGCCGCCCGCGGGGCGCUCCUGCACCCCCAGCCGGGGUCAGCGCAAGGGGCCGGAACGAAGGGGUGAGUGGACGCCGCGGUACACACAGCACCCGGCGCAGCGACGGGCCGGCACUCGAGUGCACGUCCCCCAGAGAAGACGGACGGCUGCCCCAGGCCCGGGGCAGGGGCUCGGAGUCCCUGGUCGCUGCAGAAGCGCGGACGAGAGCCGCGGUGAGGCGCGUCUUGUGGCCACCGGGACGGCCCUGGAGCCACCAAAGCCCCGCGGCGGACACCAGCAGUGUCGGCGAGGACAGGAAGGGGCCGGAAGCCCGCCCGGGGCCGGGGACGGCGGGGACAGGUGCAGGCGCACACGCAGGCGGCUCUGGCGACGGCUCUGGCGGCCCCUCGGCGGGUCGCGCUCGUUACACCCAGCGAGUCCCCUCCUGCGUGUGUGCCCAAAACUCGGAAUCCGGACUCAGUCCCUCAUGCACCGGCGUGAGGCGGAGACGGCCCCGAGGUGCGUCCCCCGAUGACCGGACAGGCCAGCACGGGGGAGCGGAGCCCCGGCGUGGGGAGGGGGCGCUGGGCAGGUGAGCAGGCGGGACGCAGGGACAGAGACCGAGCGUGGUGGCCGGGCCGGGGGAGGGGAUGCAGAGGGAGGAUGUUACACGGAUUCCACUUCAAUUAAAGAAAAAAUCCCUGGCUGGUGCCGCUCGGUGGAUUGAGGACCAGCCUGCGAACCACAGGGUCGCCGGUUCGAUUCCCAGUCAGGGCACGUGCCUGGGUUGUGGGCCAGGUCCCCAGCAGGGGGCGCACGAGAGGCAACCACACAUUGAUGUUUCUCGCCCUCUC
Phyllostomus hastatus (greater spear-nosed bat) is the source of this 1008-nucleotide messenger RNA. Its product is annotated as translation initiation factor IF-2-like. The transcript has 3 exons. NCBI's taxonomy places the organism in Eukaryota, Metazoa, Chordata, Mammalia, Chiroptera, Phyllostomidae. Bases 1 to 750 code for a protein of 249 amino acids. The record is from RefSeq and is a predicted model, not a curated record.